Brassica rapa (field mustard) is the source of this 2164-nucleotide messenger RNA. RefSeq names its product PE-PGRS family protein PE_PGRS30. NCBI's taxonomy places the organism in Eukaryota, Viridiplantae, Streptophyta, Magnoliopsida, Brassicales, Brassicaceae. The record is from RefSeq and is a predicted model, not a curated record.
AUGAAACUCGUGAGAGGAAAACUAAUCAUUCAAGGACUCGAUGCAGUUGUAGUAGGCGGAGGAGAGAAAAAGGGAAUGGAUGGGAAACUAGUGGGGAGAGAAGGGAUUGUUGUUGGAAAUGAAGGCAAAGUUGGCAUUGAAAAUGGAGCGGUGGAAGUUGGAAGAGUUGGUUGUGGUAAUGUUGAUGGCAAUGGAGGAAUUGAAGUGGGAAUGGUGGGAAGAGUUGGUUUUGGAAAUGUUGAUGGCAAUGGAGGAAUUGAAGUGGGAAUGGUUGGAAGAGUUGGUUGUGGCAAUGUUGAUGGCAAUGGAGGAAUUGAAGUAGGAAUGGUGGGAAGAGUUGGCUGUGGCAAAGUUGACGGCAAUGGAGGUAGUCCCGUUGUUGGGAUAGGCAUGUUUGGAAUUUGAGGAAGAGGUUGUUGCUGAAGAAGAUGUCGUGAGGCCGAACAAGUCUUGAUCAUAAUAGUGGAAGAAAGAGUCACUAAGCAAGCAAUGAGAAAAAGCUUGUACGUGGCCAUCUUUAAUGUGUUGAUGAGUUUUAGAUUCUGGUUAAGCCACUCUCUUAUUGCUUCUUCGGUUUAUUGCUUUGUGUUGAUGAUAUGUUGUCAGUAUAUAUAGUGGCAAGAGUCUUAUAUGGAUUACAAAAAAAAUCUUAUCACAGAUAUAAUAUUUUAUGGUUUUGGUAGGUGUAGUUUAUGGUUGGUUUGAGCCUUGUUAGUUCAACUUAAUUUUUUAUUUUAGACUAUAUUGACAAUUCCAUAAUUUUAAUUUAAGUUAGUUCAACAAUCAAAACCCUAAACACAUGACUAAAAGAAUAUGCACAGGUGUAUCAAAAGAACUAACACAAGUUGGUCACCUAUAAGGCUUUAGAACUAGUAGAGAUUUUGCGGCUCGUUCUUGCUAUAAUAACAUUCUUCUUGUGUUGUCUGAUGACGACGAGGGAAGCUCAGCCUCAAGCGAUGAUUUUAAAGACAUGAAACUUCUUCAUUUGAAGUUCGAAUGUGAUGGUCAAGUCAAGAGGCCAAAAACUUGAUAUAUUUUAAGUAGCUGAUUUUAAAGACAGAGCAAAACGGUAGAUAUAUAUAACUGUAAGAAGAUAUGAACGCUUUGAAAUUUUGAGGAUGAAUCCCCAAUAUGUCUCGGCAAGAACCAUAAAAUAAGCAAUCAAGAUAGCAUAACACCGGAAUAUCCCAUCAAAUAGCCGCCAGGAUUUGAUCAUAAAACUUCAGACGCCGAAGAUCAAGAGUGAGAACCGUAUCUGGACACAGUCGAACCACUUUAGACCAACCGCAACGGCGGUCCGUCACGGGUCCGUGGCCCAAAUCCUUAGCAUUUUUACAAUUAAAAAAUUGUGAAUUGGGCUCAGCUUUAGACGGAUCAGUCCGUAAAUAAGGCUUCGAAGGAUCAAGUCUUUACUGCACGUGGCGUCUGAUGGUUGGCCCGGCGAAAUGUUGUGUUGGGUUAUGUCGAAAAAAAAAACAUUCGCGACCGAAGGUGAGAAAAAAAAUCAGAUUUCUCGACGAAAGGCGAUUUCUCUCCAUCUUCGAUUUCUCUCCAUCGUUGAUCUUCAAAGAUGGCGAAUCCGCAUGAACCUCAUUUCUUCAAGCCUCUGCUUCCUGGUUUCCACGACGGCGUCACAAUACCACUAAGCUUCUUCUCACAACACAUACAAGGGAAGACGAACGGGAAAAAAUGGAAACUAAGAUCGGACGCUUCUGAUCAAACUUGGGAAGUGAUACAAGAAGGCAGGCGACUCACCGGAGGUUGGAAAGAUUUCACGACAGCACAUGACCUUCAAAUCGGUGACAUUCUCGUCUUCAAACACGAAAGAGACAUGGUGUUCAAAACUUGUAUAAUUUGAUAUAGAAACUUGAAAACAGAUUAGAAAUGUAAUAGAAACUUGAAAAAAAUUGAAAAAAAUAAUUAUAACUUAUAAAUACCACUUUUAAAAUUGAUUAAAAGAUUACAAAUGCAAUAGAAACUCCUUAACUAUUUAAAAAAACUAUUAAUAAAUAUUGUGUCUUUCUAUUCAAUUAUGUUAUAAAUAAAAUUAUUUUAUUUCACUUUUAUUUCACUUUUUUUAAAAAAUUAAUUUUUAGUUACUAAGGAUUCCAUAACUGAGACUCACCAUUGGACUAAUAUUUCGGAUAAUGAUCCUUAACUAUUU